Messenger RNA from Papaver somniferum (opium poppy), 459 nucleotides. RefSeq lists its product as uncharacterized. Bases 1 to 459 code for a protein of 152 amino acids. Gene Ontology annotation, molecular function: RNA-DNA hybrid ribonuclease activity; nucleic acid binding. Lineage: Eukaryota; Viridiplantae; Streptophyta; Magnoliopsida; Ranunculales; Papaveraceae. The record is from RefSeq and is a predicted model, not a curated record. The transcript has a single exon.
AUGCAGCUAAGAAAAAUCCCUUGCAGAGCAGUGAAUCGUGCCAAUGCACCACCUUCAGAUGUUCUAACUAUUAACUAUGAUGGAUCUUAUCAAGAUCUUAAUAAAUCAGGUGGUAUUGGUCUAAUAAUUCAAACUUUUGUAGGUAUCCAUCAAGCCGCAAGAUGCAUCCACUUGAAAGACAUUAGAAAUGCUGAGCAAGCUGAAUGCAUGUGGUUGUGGGAAGUUGUCAAUUGCGCAAAGACUCCAAGGAUUGAGAAGGUGUAUUUUGAGCUUGAUGCAAAGGUGGUAGUGGACGCAGUUAACAACACUAAUUCUUCCAUCGACUGGAGAUUACACAAUAUUAUUAAAGAUAUUAAAUUGCUUCUUAAAUCUUUCACGUCUUGGAAAUGUUCAUAUAUUCCUAAAGAGGGUAAUAAAGUAGUUGACAUCCUCUCAAAACUAGCUAGAGUGGAUAGUUAG